AUGUGGACGAGGAUCGGUGAACAUAAUGGAAGAACGUGGCUUCCAAACCAUUUCGUCCCUUUGAUAAAACAGCAGGUUCUAUGUGGUCACACCACCCCAAUUAGCAAGAUGGAAGUGCCUAAAAAUGAAUAUGAGCAGAAAGAAGAUAGUUCAGGAAAGAGUAAAAAUAAAUUUGGAGAGAAAGAAGAUAGUUUGGAAGUGCCUAAAAAUGAAUAUGAGCAGAAAGAAGAUAGUUCAGGAAAGCGUAAAAAUGAAUUUGGAGAGAAAGAAGAUAGUUUCGGAGAGCGUAAAAAUGAAUAUGAGCAGAAAGAAGAUAGUUUGGAAGUGCGUAAAAACGAAUAUGAGAAGAAAGAAUAUAGUUUCGGAGAGCGUCAAAAUGAAUUUGGACAGAAUGAAGAUAGUCUCGGAGAACGUCAAAAUGAAUUUGGAGAGCGUAGAGCAACCGACGAAUGUGAUGACCUGAUUAGAAAAUGUGGACGAAGGUAG
Messenger RNA from Ciona intestinalis (vase tunicate), 486 nucleotides. RefSeq lists its product as uncharacterized. NCBI's taxonomy places the organism in Eukaryota, Metazoa, Chordata, Ascidiacea, Phlebobranchia, Cionidae. The record is from RefSeq and is a predicted model, not a curated record. Gene Ontology annotation, biological process: regulation of transcription by RNA polymerase II. Gene Ontology annotation, cellular component: chromatin.